Molecule: messenger RNA, 2007 nt
Organism: Letharia columbiana
Lineage: Eukaryota; Fungi; Ascomycota; Lecanoromycetes; Lecanorales; Parmeliaceae
Exons: 4
Coding region: 1-2007 (668 amino acids)
Source: RefSeq, a predicted model, not a curated record
AUGCUCUCCUUCAUUAUUGCAGCUGCUCUCGCCCUGCCCUUCCAUGGAGCAUCAGCAGCUCCUCAGACAUUCUCACCCAAUUCCACCGCAAUAUUUCCGUCAGGGCCAGCGGUAACCAAAGCACCAACAGGGAACUGUUCCAACAACUGUGCCUAUCCUCAGAUAGAUCUAGGCUUCAUAACAUGGUCCCAGAUGUCCAUUACCGCGACUUAUACAGCAGCAACCGUGGUACUCAUUGUGAACAAGAGAAAUAACAGUACUCGAACGACUACCAUCUCCAAUACGGAAAUCGAUUUCGGAAAAAUCGCUACGCCUACUAAUUUAAACAGCGACGGCACAGUGACGGCAUCCGUGGUUGAUAACGACGGGAGCACUCGUGUCAUCGCGUACCCCACGAGUAUCUACUCUGAUUACGCCCCAAACAUAACAUGGACCGGGACUCUCUCCACCACCGUUAGCGGCACCCCAACAUGCUCAAUAGCUCCUACCGGCGCAGUAGCCGUCUUCCCAUCGCAUCCCCUGCUCCCCGAAGGCGUACAGGCGACAGGUGUCAACACGAUCGAGGAUCCACGGGGUUGGACGUUUGUUCCUAUGGGGGACCGGACGUGUGGAGACACGGGGGACCUGAUCGAGGAUUUCUUUCCGGGCCUGGGUGUCUGGAACUGCGAGGCGUCAGGUGAUUGUGUGGGACCGAUAGGAGCGUUGCAGACAGCGUUAUAUCUCACAAAGACUUCGACAUCGACGGAGCCGGAUACCGGGCCAACCCCGCCGCCGGCGCCAGCGUCAAGCACGCAGCAACCGGUGGCCCAACCGGAGAAGACAGCACCCGCCGAAACACCUACAUCAAACGCACCUCCGGCAGAAACACCUUCUUCCACGGAGACACCCCCUCCGGAAGCUUCCCCCACGGAAACACCUCCAGUGGCGCCCCCCCCACCACCCGCGUCCACGAGCAUCGUCAUCACCCCCUCCCCAGGCCCCGCCCCGACCGCCCCGGUAGCGAUCCCAGUACCCGUCACCUCGACGGAUGCAAAAGGCCGCAUCACAAUCUCCACCAGCACCGCCGUCGCCCACCCCAUCGUCCUCACCACCACCAACGCCCAAGGCCGCCCCGUCCCCACGACCAGCCUCUCCACCGCCUCCAUCUCCGCCUCCGUCCCCCUCGUCCUCACCUCCACCAACGCCCACGGCACCAUCCUCUCCUCAACGACCCACCUCCCCGCCAUAAUCCUCACCGCCACCGACGCCGCCGGCUCCGAAUCCCUCACCACCUCCGCCCUCACCCCACCCCUCCCCCUCCCCAUCACCGUCGGCGCCGAAACCAUCACCCCGAACCCGCAGUCCCAAUACCUCAUCUCGGGCCAAACCCUCUCCCCCGGCUCCUCCAUCACCCUCGGCGCCGGCCCCGCCGCCACGGUCCUCACCCUCCAAACAUCCGGCCCCUCCGCCCCCGCCCUCGUCUACGGCCCCCGCACCUCCCCCCUCCCCUCCCCCGCCCUCCUGACCAUCGGCGCCGACACCGUCACCCCGAACCCGCACUCGCAGUACCUCAUCUCGGGCUCCACCCUCGCCGUCGGCUCGCCCGUGACGAUCGGCGCCGGGACCGUGCUCGCGCUGCAGACAUCGGGCGCCGCAACGGCGCUCGUCUACGCGGCCCGCACGUCCGUGUUGACCCCGACGGCGCUCGCGUUCCCGCCCGCCAUCGUGCUGGGGUCGGAGACCAUCACGGCGAACGGCCGGACGCAGUAUGUGGUCGGGUCGCAGACGCUGACGGCGGGCGGGGCGGUGACGGUGGGCGGGACGAGGGUGAGUCUGGCGGCGGGCGGGAGCGACGUCGUGGUCGGGUCGAGCACGGAGGCUUUGGCGCCGUAUAUCACGGCCGGGUUUGGGGCGGGGGCGAACGGGACGACGCCGUCGGCGUUUACGGGGGGUGCGGAGGGGAGGGGUGGGCGGGGUUGGGGGCCGUGGUGUGGGUGUGGAUGGGCUGUUUUUGGAUCCAUCCAGUAG